AUUUUUUUGCUCUUCCUUUUCUCAAUAUCAAGUUCUCAACUUUCUGUCUAUCUUCAUCUCCACUUUCUCACCUUCUUCUUUGUUUUCCCACCGCUGCCGUCCAUAUCGCCGGAUUUUGCAACCCGGGUCAACUCUACCACCUCCCAUUUCUUCUUCACUUGACCCAUAUCCACAUAAAGUUUUCGACUUUUUUUGUGAUUCGAUUGGUUUUGUAUUAGUGAGCUGAUCUGAGCUCAAAGGAGAGAUCUUGGCAUCUGGGUCUGGCUUCUUUUUCGAUCUGAUUGCGAGUUCUGGUAGCUCAGAGGAGCUCCAGUAAAGGUUUCUGCUUUUAAUUCCGCAGGAGAUGAGUCAGUGACAAUUUCUUGUGGUUUUUUAAAGUCAAAGUCGCCGAAACUAGCAAUGAAGGCCCCGGUAGCCUCUCCUAAUCCAUGCGAAGGAACAGAGAAGAAGAGCAUAAAGCCGGAGCUAUGGCAGGCGUGCGCUGGGCCGCUGGUGAACUUGCCGCCGGCUGGGACCCACGUGAUUUACUUUCCUCAAGGCCACAUUGAGCAGGUUGCAGCAUCCAUGAAGAAAGAUGUAUAUGCUCAAAUGUCCAACUACCCAAAUCUUCCAUCCAAGCUAUUGUGUCUUCUUCAAAGUGUCAGCCUUCAUGCUGACCCAGAAACAGACGAAGUAUAUGCUCAGAUGACACUCCAGCCAGUUCAGACUGUCGACAAAGAAGCACUGCUGAGGUCUGACUUUGCUCUCAAGACAAAUAAACCUCAACCAGAGUUUUUCUGUAAAACGUUGGCAACAACUGAUACAAGUAUUCAUGUGCCCCGCCGUGCAGCAGAGAAGAUUUUUCCACCUCUUGAUUUCUCUAUGCAAUCACCUGCUCAAGAACUUGUUGCCAGGGAUUUGCAUGACAAGGUUUGGAUCUUCCACCAUAUCUGCCUUGGACAACCGAAAUGCCACUUCCUUACAGCCGGUUGGAGUCUGUUUGUUAUUAGAAAGAAACUUGUUGAUGAUGACUCUAUUUUAUUUAUCAGGGAUGAGAAGCAACAUCUUCGUCUGGGUAUUAGACGUGCUAACAGGCAACCUACAAACCUAUCAUCUUCUGCAUUGUCAAGUGACAGUAUGCAUAUUGAAACUCUGGCAGCAGCUGCUCACGCUGCAGCCAACAAUAGACCCUUCACGGUAUUCUACAAUCCUAGGUAUAGUCCAUCAGAAUUUGUUAUUCCUUUAGCCAAGUACUACAAGGCAGUGUGCAGAAACCAAAUAUCACUUGGCAUGCAUUUUCAGAUGAUGUUUGAAAUCGAAAAGUCAAGAACAACAAGUUUUAUGGGUACAAUCACGGGUAUUAGUGAUCUUGAUCCCGCUAGAUGGAAGAAUUCGCAGUGGCGUAAUUUGCAGGUUGGUUGGUGUGACAAGUCAAGGGAAAGGCAUAACAGGGUCUCAAUCUGGGAGAUUGAACCUGUUCCAUUUUUAAUCUGCUCCCGUCCAUUUUUCAGACCAAAGCGUCCAAGGCAAGCGAGUAUGCCAGAUGUUGGCAUUGUCAUGAAGGGCAACCAGGGUUCUCCUGACUUAAGCUUAGCUCAGUGGUUGAACAUGCCUCACAACCCUGCCUUAACCUGCUCCACCCAGCCAAAUUACAUGCAAAAUCUUCCUGGAGCUGAUAUUUUUCAGCAGUUGGGCUUGUCAGCACCUCAAACAAAUCAGGCAAACAACUUACAGUUUGGUUCCCAGAGGUUACCUCAGCAAGCACAACAGCAUGAUCAGCUCCCAAAUUUGCCUUCCCCAAUCAACUCUCCGGGAUCUGUUAUGCAAACACAACCACAGCAACAGAUGAGUGAUGUUGUGGUUAAUCAAACAUGCUCCGGUUCACCAACACCUGUUCCUGAGCCUUCUCCUUGUCAGCCUCAAAAAUAUCAAACAUACUUUGGUUCCCCAAACCAACCAUCAACAGUUUUGCCGUCUGUGGGAGCUUUUACAGUUCAGUGCGCUGCUUGUUUUAAAUGGAGGCUCAUUCCAACAAAAGAGAAGUAUGAAGAAUUUCGUGAACAUAUUCUGGAGCAACCUUUUUUCUGUGAAACUGCUCGCGAAUGGCGGCCUGAUAUUUCAUGUGAUGAUCCAGCUGAUGUAAACCAAGAUGGCAGCAUGCUUUGGGUAAUUGAUAAGCCUAAUAUUGCUCAGUCCCCUCCUGGUUGGCAACGGUUGCUGCAGAUCAGAGGUGAAGGAAGCGCCAAGUUUGCAGCAGAUGUGUACUAUGUGGCACCAUCAGGAAAGAAACUUUGUUCAAUGGUGGACAUCCAAAAGUAUUUAUUGGAACAUUCAGAGCACACAAGAGAUGGAGUGACAUUGUCGCGAUUUUCGUUUCAAAUCCCAAUGCUGCUGUAGGGAAAUCAUACAAAGGAUCACCCUACUCAUUUACUGGUUUCUUGUGAUGAUGAUGAUGAUGAUGAAAGUGGGCAUCUUAGACCUGGUUUUGGUAUGCUGCAUAAAACUAUACUACAUUCUUCUCUAAAAUAAGUGACAAAGCAAUGGCAAAGGCAAUGCUUUUGUGUUUUUUCUUGUUUGGUUAGACCUUUCAGUACAAACUGCCUUUGCUGCAUGGUAUACUAUAAGCAAAAGCUGAUGCUAAACUGAAAAUCACUGGUGUUGCUGCAGUGAACCCCUUAGCAUGGGCUGGUUCAGAUGACUUCACUUACUUGCAGCUUGUUCCUCCCUCCAUUUAUGAUCAUGUUAACUGACCUGAGAAGAGGCAAGCAACACAAAUUCCAAGCUCUGCAACUUUUGACCUCUCUUGUGUAGCUAUAUAUAUAUAUAUAUAUAUAUAUAUAUAGGGGAAUUCUCCUAUAGGAGCUUUACUUUAAGCACUACCGGUAGGGCUCUCAGUAUUUACAAUCCGUGAACAGUUUUCAUGCAUGAUUUUUUUUUUAUGAUUGUGUAUAUUGUAGCUAUUGAGAGCAUCUUGCAAAUUUUCAGAAAAUUUCGAAUAGUUUACAGUACUGAAAAUUAGGUUUAAACAUGUUGCACGCGUGAUUAAUUUUUUUUAUGCGCGUGGAAAACAUGUUUGAAUUUAGUUUUCGGUACUGUAAAUUAUUUGGAAUUUUCUGAAAAUUUGCAAGAUACUCUAAAUAGCUACAAUAUACACGGUCAUAAAAAAAAGUCGUGCCGAAAACUAUUCACAAGUCGAGAAACACUGAGAGCCUUACUGGUAGGGCUUAAAAGUGAUUCUCUUAUAGGAGAAUUGUCCUAUAUAUAUAUAUAUAGCUCAUGAUAUUGAAAAGCUGGGAUGGUGACUUCAGGGAACCCCAUUAAUACAAGAUUGAAAAUAUUGAUGAUUUGUUUCUUUUAUUUUUUCUCAUGUUACCAAACAAUCAUAUCUGAUGUAAAUUUGGGUAGAUGAUAAACUUUUUUGAUGGAUUAAAUCAUUCUAAUUCUAUGUUUUUCUAUUCACCCUUAAGGUGAAUGAUGAACUGUUAUUUAUAUUUAAUAUGAAUACAUGUAAUUGAGAAAUGUUGUUGUGUGGGCUUAAUUGUUGUUUGUCACAUGUGACAAUGGGCUUUGAUACCAGCCCAAAUUGAAAUAACACUCCUUUUUUUUUUUUA
Molecule: messenger RNA, 3590 nt
Organism: Humulus lupulus (European hop)
Lineage: Eukaryota; Viridiplantae; Streptophyta; Magnoliopsida; Rosales; Cannabaceae
Product: auxin response factor 19-like
Exons: 14
Coding region: 400-2376 (658 amino acids)
Biological process (GO): regulation of DNA-templated transcription; response to hormone
Cellular component (GO): nucleus
Molecular function (GO): zinc ion binding; DNA binding
Source: RefSeq, a predicted model, not a curated record